Messenger RNA from Entelurus aequoreus (snake pipefish), 1885 nucleotides. RefSeq names its product germ cell-specific gene 1-like protein. Lineage: Eukaryota; Metazoa; Chordata; Actinopteri; Syngnathiformes; Syngnathidae. The transcript is spliced from 6 exons. Gene Ontology annotation, cellular component: plasma membrane. The record is from RefSeq and is a predicted model, not a curated record. The coding region runs from base 74 to 1141 and encodes 355 amino acids.
CACAAAGUGACGAGGAGGAGGAGCAGAAACCACAAAUUUACACCCGACGAGGCUGCAUCAGGUGAGAAAUGAAAUGACGGCAUUCCUACGUCAAGUGCGUUCCCCUCCGACCUCCUUCGUCCAGACGGUGGCGUCCCUCUGCCUGGCCGCCAUGGCGCUGCUGUCCUCCUACUGGUGUGUGGGCAGGCAGAAGGUGCCCAAGCCGCUGUGUUCGCCCGUCAAGCACAACAAAUGCAUCCCCGUCCCCGGCGUGUCCAACUCCUCCAGCAUCCAGUUCUCCUGGGAGACCGGAGACGACCGCUUCGUCUUCCCCACCUUCCACACCGGCCUCUUCCUCAUCUGCGAGGAGAACAUCUACACGGACGCUUGGGAGGAGAAAUGUCGAGGGUUCCACACGCUGACUCCAGGAUCAGAAAAAGCAAUGAUGUGGCUGUCGCUGUCCUUGGAGCUGAUGUACGUGGGCCUGCUGCUGGUCAGCUGCACCCUGCUGUCCGUGCAGUUGUGCAUCAGGGCCUGGUGGCCCUCCACGCAGCGCUGGGGCCAGCUGCUCAACGCCUUCGCUGCCGUCUUCACCGUCCUAGGAGGUCUGCUCGGAAUGGUGGGUCACAUGAUGUUCAUGCAGGUGUUCCAGACUACAGUCUCCAUGGGCCCUGAGGACUUUAAACCACACAGUUAUGGCUACUCCUGGGCCUUUUAUGUGGCCUGGUUGGCCUUCACUGUCUGCAUGUCGGCCGGCGUCUCCACCCUGAACGACUACACCAAGAAGGUGCUGAUGGUGGGUCCCAGGCUUAACUACGGCCUGAACCCCUUUAACUUCCACUUCAUGGGACUUCUUCCACCGGCUCCUUCUUACACCGCCCCAUACUCUGGCAUCCACCAGUCCCAAUACCAGAUCUCCCACUUGUCCCCGUACUACGCACCCCCAUCAACCAAGAUACCGCCGCCUGCCAAGACCUCACAUUCCAGCCCUGUACGCCACUCUGUGUCCUUCCCUCCUCCGUCCUCCCACCCUGUAUCCGCCUCUCCUUUACAUCGGUUGUCUCUCCGAUCUUUGUCCCACUCGACCAGCUCGCCUGUUGUUGUCCACGGACUCCUGGCGGCCCCCCUUUAUACACCAGAGCAGGACUGCAGCCCUCUUUAACCUUUUUAACUCCAGCUCUUCUUGGUACGGUUUGUUUUGUCAAGUGUGAACGUUGUUGUACAACUUCGGGGUUGGAACGCUGUCCAACCUUGGUUAUUUGUUGGUAUCCAAAGGAAAUUAAUUAUCUGUUGUUUUCCUAAUCCCAUUAAAACUGAUUGGUCUCGAUGUUUCCCUAUUGUUUUCAUGUGGUUUUUUUGCCUUUUGGUUGGGGACCCUUUGGGACUGCGUGACAAGGGGUGGCACUGUCGUGACUUCUGCUGUGCUUUUUUGUGAACAUUUGGAUCUGCCUCCCGGGGGUCUUUUGGCCAUGGAGACCAGCUGCUGAGUCUCUGCCACACCAGAGUCUGUUUGGAGAGACUGAAGGAGAUGCGGAUGAAAGAGACAGGGCUGCGGAGCUGGCGCUGAGCGCUGGGACGGACAAGCUUCACAGGGUCUUGGCUGAAUAUCAGACACCUCGGUCUCCUUGGACGUAUCCUCGCUCAUCCGUGCGGACUGGACACUGGCAGAGAGUUGGUGGGCGGCCGAGGGUGGAGUCGACUCUCUUGGUUGCUUUGCUCCUGUCUCUGUCCAUGCUCCCCCCACCCCAGCAGACGAUGGCGUGGAACACCGCAGAGGCCACCACAGUGUAUAUGUUUUUGUUGUUGUUGUUUAACUUUUGUGGCUGUGUGUAGAAGUGGCUGGUUGCAUCAGCUCUGCUCUUUUAAUGUCUUUAACAUCCUUUGUGUUCUUUGAUGUUUCCCUUGC